AUGAAGAUGGACAAGAAGCUAAGUGUCAUCGAGCUACUAAAACAAGCUGUGAAGCUACUCUUGAGCAACAUCAAUCUACCACUCAUCAUCUUCCUCUGUUCUCUCCCACUGUUCUGUUUCUUGAUCUUCUUUGAGCUCUCCCUCCAAACCACCCUCUCUUUCACUUACCAAUUCCUCUCCAAACAAGUCAACGUUGAGAAGGAUUUGUCACAGAACGAUCUGUUUGUGCAAGCCACCAACUAUCUCACUUACCAGCCGCUUUACCAACAACGCAAUAUUUGGGAGGACUUGUCUGAAAACGAUCUGAUUCCAUGUCUGAUCAAGACAUCUCUGCUCUACUUCUUCCCUUACACCAUUCUCGACCUCAUCACCACCACCACAAUCGUUGCAGCAUCUUCAACAGUUUACACGUCAAAGGAAGAACCCUUGGGGUUGCUUGAUCUGGUACGGAGAUCUAUCAAGAUAUGUCAGAAGAGACUAGGAGGUUGUCUGAUCACAUCUCUUUAUGUUCUUCUCUUAUCAACCUCUGUGUUCCUCUUUUUCCUUCCUUUCUUUCUUUUGUUUUUCUUCGGUUUCUUCUCUCAUUGGGCGGACAGUUUAAACAUUGUUAGUCUCGUACACCAACGUCAAACCUUACUCGACCUAGUACCGUUUCUGAUCUACGCGAUGGUGGUUCUUGUUCAGGCUACUCUCUUCAUGUACCUGACUGCAAAGUUCAUCAAGUGGAGUGCAGGAUGGAACAUGAGUUUGGUAGUUUCUGUCUUAGAAGAAGAUGGUGAUGAAGGCGUAUAUGGAAGUGAUGCUCUGUCUCUUUCAGCUUGGUAUCGAAAAGGACAUGAGAAGUGUGACGUAUGGAUGAUGUUGAUGUUCUUGGUCUUUGCUGUUGUGACGAGGAUGCCGUGUUUAUACUCUAAAUGCAGUUUAAGUUCAAGUGGGAAGGGUGUGUUGUACACUGGUUUCUAUGUAGGUUUGAUUUGUGUUGGUAAUGUGGUUAAAUGGUUGGCUUGUGUUGUACGUUACCAUGAUUGUAAGACUAGGAUUUUGAGAAACAAGGCUGAUGUAGAACAAGCUAAACCUCUAAUGAGUGGUAAAGAGACAGGAGGCAAAUAA
Molecule: messenger RNA, 1110 nt
Organism: Eruca vesicaria subsp. sativa (arugula)
Lineage: Eukaryota; Viridiplantae; Streptophyta; Magnoliopsida; Brassicales; Brassicaceae
Source: the annotation of a GenBank genome assembly